GCCUGCUACGCUGGCUACAUGGUCAAAUUUGUCUGCUACGCUCUGCGCUUCGUGGCUGACGCAGAGGCAAGGAUGGCGGCGCAGGAAGGCGGCAACGAGGGCAGCGACGAAGAUGAUGAGGGCGACGAGGAUGGCUUAGAAGGAGAGGAAGAGGAAGAGGAAGAAGAGGAAGAGAACAACAACAACAACUUCUCUGAUGCUGACAGCAGCUAA
Molecule: messenger RNA, 213 nt
Organism: Didymella exigua CBS 183.55
Lineage: Eukaryota; Fungi; Ascomycota; Dothideomycetes; Pleosporales; Didymellaceae
Exons: 1
Source: RefSeq, a predicted model, not a curated record